UAGACUUUCAAUAAUCCACUUCAAGCUUGUUUUUGUUUUAAAGACGUUCGAUUUAGCAAAAAUAGUGUUAAAAUGUUCGCCCUUGCAAAGUCAAAUGACAUCGAGAAUCGUGAGUUGCGUUCAUCGAAACUUGAGCUUCAAAUUUCACGAUUUUAUCUAUUUCAAAAAUGAUACAUGAAGUCAAGGCCCGUAGGCCAUAUUAUAUAUUAUUGUAAGAUUUGCAUUUUCCAAUCAGAAAUGAAUAAUAUUUUAAUGAUUGACGAUUGUAUUUGUCAACUAUAGAUAUCAGGGUUAACGUUGUAGGAGGGAGAAACUCAAAACAUUGGCGACUUUUUCAGUCGAGAGAAUAGAACUACAAAUCGAUACAGUUUCAAAUGCUCAAACAGUCAGAAUAAUAGCAUUUUCCACGAGUCGCGAUGAUACUAAGCUUUGACGACAAAGUGCUGAAGUGAAUAUCAAUCAAUCUUGAUUUAACCUUUAUUAACCUCUCAGCUCCAAUUGAAUUUAAAUAAUCACAAAGUUAGACGCAUUACACCUGGGCAUCGGAUCGACACUUUAAACAUCAUUACAGUUGAUCAAAUCCUACAUCUUCGUCUGUAUCAAAAGACCAUUGUUCAAGAGUGUACCUCGUGCGUUUUGACCAAAGUAUAUUCAAUCAUCAAAGUAAACUUGCUUCGAAAAAAUAAAGAGAAACGAGACUCGGUUAGUACAUCAAUGAAUCAUUUCGAAGGGCUCAAAAGCAUAGACAAAAUGAGCUUCGAUAGCCCGGAGCCGAUACAACUAGACGAGUUGCGAGAAGCAAAGAUACGCGCAGUAGAAAUGGAGAAAACGAUGCGUUGGUGGUCGGAUUGCACGGCAAACUGGCGAGAGAAAUGGAGUCAGGUAAAAAAUGAACGAAACAAAGCGAGGGAGGAACUCAAAGCGUUAAAACAAAAGCUCCAAGAUGCCAAAGAUGAAAUCUACCAUCUGAAGCGAGAACGCAACGACUUCAGGGACGAGAAUGAACAACUGAGGAAACAAGUGGAUAAAAUGGACGCGGAAUUAAGACGCGACCGACGUGCGUUCGUGGCCCCAAUGAAACCGAUGACAGAAAUUUCCUCAAAUUCACCAUCGGAGUACAAUACGGAGUCUGUUCAGCACACAACAAACAGACAUCGAAACCUUGAAAGAAAAAUUAAAACCGCAGAAGAUAACGUUGCUGAAGAGAUUCGAUUAAAAAACGAAGUUACCAAAACGUUAGACGAACUUAGAGAAGAAAUGGAAAAGUUGAAAGAGUCUCUCGACCACGAAAAAAACCUCAAUGAAAAUGUUUUGAACGAGCUUAAUCAACGGAAGGAAGAAAAUGAGAUUGUGAACAACGAAAAGUUGUCAUCUGGCAACGUUCGUGUUACAUAUGGUGCAGACAGCGUGGAUAGAAAAGUCAAAGAUCUUCGCUCAGAGAUCGAAAGAUUGCAGAAGGAGAACUCCAGCGAAUGGAACAAACGAGAGAAACUAGAAACUCAAAAGUUGAAUGCAGAAAGAGAAAGCAAGAAGCUUCGACAUCAAUUGACGGAUUUACAAAAUGAAAUGAAAACGAAAUCGGACGAGAUCAAACAGGCUACAGAUACGAAGUUAAAACAAAUACAGAAAGAGUUAGACGAAAAGAAAAAGGAAAUGAGCGAGCUCAAGACAUCACACUUGAAAUUAAAAAAAAUCUAUCAAGAUAAGAAAGAAGACGUUUUACAUAAUAAGACGCGCUUGGAUCAACAAGAUGAAGAAAUCAGGAAACUUCGAGGAAGAAUUGACGAGUUAAAAAUGAAACUAACUGCAGCAGAAGAUGAGGUCGAUCAGAAAGAAAAUCUGCAGCGAAAACUACAACGACAGUUGGACGAUCAGACACAGCAAUGUCAAGUGCUUCAAGUUCAAAUGGAACAUUUACAGAAAAGGUGGAUCAAAAUGAGCAAAGGUAAUCGAAUAAGCAAACGUGGAGAUAGGAAUAGCUACAGAGAUGAGGACGAAGAUGAUGAUUUACUGGAAUUAGAUUUAUGAUAACAGACUCGGGGAACACUGACCGAAUCACCAUUUUAAAGCGAAUUUAAAUAUUUGAUCAAGAUAAUUCGUUGUAUGAUAGAUACAAACAAAACAUAAUUCUAGUUAGUCCAUGGUCAUAAAUCGUAACACUGUAGAUAAGUGAAAAUUGAUACUUGAAAAUUUUUACAACUAUUAAUCGUUUUCUGUAAACAGAAAUAGAACAAAUAAAUGCAGAUGUUUAAGAGUUU
Messenger RNA from Xenia sp. Carnegie-2017, 2258 nucleotides. RefSeq names its product coiled-coil domain-containing protein 102A-like. The record is from RefSeq and is a predicted model, not a curated record. Bases 715 to 2028 code for a protein of 437 amino acids. The transcript has 10 exons. Lineage: Eukaryota; Metazoa; Cnidaria; Anthozoa; Malacalcyonacea; Xeniidae.